CGGAGUGCACGUUUACUCCGUUACAAAGUUGACUGAAUCAGUCGAGAAGGAGUUGGACUUAUAUAAGUCAGUGGUAUCUAUUAGAGAUAUCAAUUCGCAUACGUGAAAAUUCCCUCGGGUCGUUUACCUGCCAACGUUUCUCUCGAUUGUUUUCUAAAGGGUAAUACUCUCUCUUGCUGGACUUACUCGAGGACUCUACCGAGAAUCUUCACUUUUUUGGUACUCGUAGUUUUCUUACCGAGGAACUUACGUGUGACUUACGGUAAUGAAUUUACUUAGGACCAUCUUCAGCUGAACGCGAGGCUGGAAUAUCCAGGGUCACCGUCGAUGCUAUUCAGCACGAUAGGACAUGAACGCAGUCAUAAAGGACCCUUCACCAAGUCCUGGUCAUACAGACACAAUGGUUUUGGUGACUAGUAUAGAAGGAGUAGAGUAUUUUCAUCCUGAUCUACGUCGACCUUCCCAGGAAGCUAUAUCGUCUAAGGAUACGUAUAUGUCCACGAGCAAAAUGGAGAUCACCGUCUACGAGGAAUUUUCUCCAGUGACCUUGAUCAGCCGUGCCAUUGGAGUAUUUCCUUUUCGAUUGCAAAGAAUCGCUGGUAGACAGGCUUUUGUGACUUCUCGUGGCGCCAGUAUAUAUCUUCUGUUACUUCUUGGAUUCAAUCUGACGCAUCUGAUCAGCAUCCCCGUGGUGGCAGUGAUGACCACUACGACGGCACCCUGGAAAAAUAACUCCAUUGAGGAUAAUCAUCGGAGGAUACAUGCUAGCAGCGUCAUCCGGCUGAUCUACCCCAUGGGGAUAUCCUUUAUGGCUAUAACAAGUCGUAUUAAUUCCCUGGCUGGGAUCAAGAAGCUCCUUCCUGAUGUCUUUACCAGGAUGAACGACGUGGACCAACUGCUAAAACGGAAGAGUCACGACCUCAGAAUAUCCUCACGCAAUAUAUGGAUAUUUGUCGUUCUGAAUCUGGUUCUCGGCUUGCCCUCGCAGAUCUUCUCCGUGACCUUUGUUUACGGCAGAGGAACUUACCUCGUUGGCUUCUUCAUCUUUAUGGAUAACUUUAAUAAUCUCACUGCUCUGUCCUCGGAAUUUCAAUUCCUUGCUCUUUGCCAUCUUAUCAGGUCCAGAUUUUGGGUCAUUAAUACGAAGAUGCUGCAUGCUGCUCGUUUAUAUGAUGCGCGAAGACGAUCCCAGAACGGAAGUGCACCAGGACACGAAUUAGAGUGUUGUCCUUGGAAGAUGACCGGAUAUCAGUUUGAACCCGAUCCUUACAGUGAUCACCGUCUUCGUGACACAAUGGUUGUCCUUAGAGAUGCUCAUCAACGUCUCUGCGACACCCUGGACUGGAUGAACGAGGGUUUUCAGGUCCAAGUUCUGUUUUCCGUGUGUGGCUGCUUCCUUAAUCUCCUGGUCAACAUUUAUUUUCUACUGCGUGGUGGCUACAGUGUCCGCGCCUUAACUGAAAUCUGGCCAUUCGAAUCACUGGGAAAUAUUCAUCCUUUGAAGAACACAUCCUGGGGAAUUUAUUAUAUCAUAAGAUUCGUUGCCAUAGCGGUAAUGGCAUCCAGGACAACUUCCGAAGCCAAGAAGACGCUGGUUCACGUACUUCGGAUGAGAAGUACCUCCAGAGGUUAUGCAACCAAGGAAGAACUGACGCUUUUCCACGACCACAUUAAUUCACGCAGAAUGAAAUUCUCAGCUGCUGGAUUUUUUGAUCUUAAUGUUUCAAUGAUCUCAUCAGCUGUGGCUACCGGAGCUACAUAUCUGGUCAUCAUGGUUCAAUUCCUCAACAAGUAAUGCGAUUUCAGUCAUCCAUCUAUGCCAAACAAAUCAUCUAAAUUCAGUGCAAUUUCCAAAUUGUGUUCAUCUAUUACAAUUCCAAUCUAUCACCAUUAGUAUGGGAGUUCGCAUGGGAAUCAGGAAUGUAUUACACUUUGUCUCAGUCCAAUCUAAGAAAUUGGUACGAUUUGAUCACAAGCUUCGGACAGUUCAAAAGAAACUUCGUGUUUAUAUAUUUUAAAAGACUGCUGUAAAAAAAUCAUAGAAGAAUGUUAAUUCUCAAAGAAUAUUAUCCUUUGCAAGUGUUGCAAAUAUUCGCCGGCGUGACGCGACAGUCGUACUAUUCAAAUUCAAAAAAACAGUUCAUUUAUUCGAUCAUCGCCAUUUGUUCUGCGAUUUUUCAAAUUGGCCUUGGAUUCGGAUGUAUGUACUGGGUUUUUCCCAUUGUGAUAAAGAAUGUUGAAGUAAUCAAUGUUCAUAGCAAUGUCACUAAAGUUGAGGACUUAAACGAAGCAACCAACACCAUAUUUCGCAUUAGCAUUUCAUUGCUGAUCAACAUAAUCGCCAUUGUGCUGCGAAUCCAUAAUAUUCUUAAAGCAUCAAAAUUAGCAGAAAUCUUUGAGGAAAUCAAUCGGAUCGAUCACCUUUUACGGAUUACUAAUAAUUAUUCAAAAUCAUCGAGAAGAAGAGUUUUUGGAUUGGUGAUCCUUCUGCUUCUCAUAUGCUGGAUCGUUCACGUACCAUAUUUAGGUUUUAUAAUUUAUAGCCAAAUGUACGACUUUCUCUUUUAUCGAUUAUGUAACCAUUUCGCCCAAUUCACUAUUGCGUCUGUCGAGUGGUCUCAAAUGAUUUUUUUUGUUCUACUCAAAAGACGAUAUUCCAUUUUAAAUGGGGAAUUGAAUUUGAUCCACACAAGUGUAGCAAAUCAUAAUUAUUCUGAAGAAGCAAUAAUAAGUACAUGGUUUGAUCCAGCACCUGAAUCAGCACCUGAAACUGUUGAUAAUUCAAUAGAAAACGGCGGGAAGUACAAAAUUUGGAAUUAUUUAAAUAACGGUAAAGAGACCUCCUCGUCAAAGCAUCAGGCUACGCUCAAGAUUAUUAAACAAAAGGUCAAUUCAAAAAGGAAACAGAAGAAAACUACUUGUUGGCAAAAUAUUCCUUCGAAUAUCCUUCGCAUCAGCACAGCCCAGGAACUGGAGAUUCUAAGAAUCGUGCACCAGCAGUUGAGCACGAUGUUGAUGAAGAUCACCAGUUUUUUUCGUUUUCAAAUAUUCCUGUCAUUUUGCUCCGACCUUAUCAGUCUAUUGGACAACUUGCAUUAUAUUGUGCAACACCUCAUUGAACCCUGGAGAGGUGCAAUUCCUGUGAUGAGGUUACUAAGGCGUCCGAUAUUUUAUACAACAUGGACCUUAGAAUAUUUUACUCGAAUAAUCUGUAUUGUCUGGUCGCACUCUUCGACAAUCAGCGAGGCAAAAAACACAUUACUUCAUCUAGAACGUCUCCAGGCUCCACUCUCCUUAAGAAAUUACCAAGGAGCCCUCGAAGAACUUGGAUACUUCAAGAGACACAUGCAAUCGGAAGUUGCAUUGUCUUCUUCAGGAACACCUAUAGAUUUUCAUGGUUCCCUCAUUCUCCGUGUUAUAGAUAUUUCGAUAAAUUAUGUAUUUGUAAUACUGCAGCAGACUUUCCGGAAACAAUAAAUGUUUACUCAAUACUUAAUCUAUU
Molecule: messenger RNA, 3502 nt
Organism: Cephus cinctus (wheat stem sawfly)
Lineage: Eukaryota; Metazoa; Arthropoda; Insecta; Hymenoptera; Cephidae
Exons: 10
Coding region: 350-1795 (481 amino acids)
Biological process (GO): sensory perception of taste
Cellular component (GO): dendrite; neuronal cell body; axon
Source: RefSeq, a predicted model, not a curated record